UUUAAUUUUAACUUUUUGUCAAAUAAGGUCCUUACUUAGUACCUUAAGUUCAAACUGUUCUUAUGUGACAGCAUAAGUUAAGAAUUUUUCCUUUUUCGCUUUUCCAUCCAAAAACUAUCUAUAUCAUAACAGUUAACUAUUCAACUGUUGACUUGUUAAAAGGGUAAGUUUGUCUUUUCAUUAAAAAUAAUAAAAAAUAAAAAUCUUUCAGCAACAAUAAAGAAACAAAUAAAGGUGAGGUUUGAAUUACUGUUACCCUUUUUUUAUUGUUGCUGACUCUUGUUUGUAGCUUACUUUUAUGAUGUACUGCUAGGAGCAUUUUUUCCUUGAUAAUAUUUAGCUUAGAAAAUGCUUUAAUAUUAACAUUAUUUGUGUGAAUUUACAUUGGCAUUCUUUAAGUACUAUUGUUGCACAGAAAGUGGAUUCUAACUCACAUAUUUUGUAGCACUUAUCUGAGAUCAUUACCCACCAAAUCUCUUUUUAUUUCUCUAGGAAAAUUAUUGCCUUUGGCAAAAUCAAAUGGACAUCUACUCGUCAGGCGACGCGGAAUUUGAAGGAUGUAACAGGAGAUUGAAAUUAGCCUAUGAGGCUACAACAGAUGAAACAAAAAUAGUCUACGAGAUUGUUAGAACUGGUGCCAAAAUUGUUUCGAUAAAUUUCCUGCAGCGAGCCGCCAAAGUUGUUGCUUCUCCACUAAUUAAGGGAGAAAAAUCAUCUUCCCCUCAAUUCUUACCGCCGAUCUCAGAGCGAAUCAAUGAAGUGAAUGUUCAACAAAUCAACGACGCUCAACAAGUCUCAGCAGCCCAGGAAGACCCUGAAGAUUCACUUGGUGCUGCCGCUGUUGCUACUCAUUUGGUUUCUAUUGUUGCUGAUAAUCUGAUGAUUGGAACUGAAAAAUCCAUAUCAAUUCGGUUGUCUUCGAUGGCUGCUACAUCGUCAAUGGUGGAACGGUGGCGAGAAUCUCCGAUGACAGCCGGAAAACUCCUAAAGAUUACGCCCUUGGAACAGAAUCCCGUUGAUGUGCAGUCAACGCCCAAGAUGUGCGGAAUCUCCAGCCAAACUGAUUCAAUUUCAAAUCUCCAAGGUCGUUCAGGUUUGAAUCCGAAACUGACUCCAUCUUUUCCUUCUUCAAGUGCGGAACAAGGUGAGCAGACUCCCGUGAUCUCAGCGCCAAUUGUGCAUAAGACUCUUCAAAACUCAAGUGAGGCAAAGACAACGUCAAAUUACUCUUCUAUCCGACUCUUCUCCCUCAAAUAA
Oldenlandia corymbosa var. corymbosa is the source of this 1257-nucleotide messenger RNA. Lineage: Eukaryota; Viridiplantae; Streptophyta; Magnoliopsida; Gentianales; Rubiaceae. The record is from the annotation of a GenBank genome assembly.